AUGCAAAUCGAUCCCGCGGCUCUGAGUCGCCCAGACUCAUCUAAUGCGACCAAGACCACCACGACAACUUCAUCCACGACGGUGAAGUCAUCACGAAGUCUCCCCUCGGUGCCGCGCCUUGACCUGGAACCGGCUUACACUGAACUAAAGGCCGCCAUCGGCGACAAGUGGGCGGAAUACAAGGAUGCUACAGCCUCCUUCUUACUAGGACACUGCAACCAACACGAGUACGCGUCGCGAGUCGAUUACUUCCUGUGUGCCGACACAAAGAUCGAACACCUACAUAAUAAUUUCAUAUGCGCGAUCUUUGCCAAUCUCACACGCGACCUCCCCGACCAUGGCGUCGCAAACUGGGUCUCGGCGAACGAUAAGCCGUCCUUGGUGUCCAAGCCGGUGUCGGGAGAUGCGGCCGAGCAGAGAUUGAAGACGGAGGUGAUGCAGCUGCCGCCGCGGGAUCGGCGCAGAAUCAAGGCCAUUCCUGAGCGAGACCCCAACGACGUACCUGCGACGGAGUUGGAAAUCUACCACCAGGCGAAACAGAUCAAGCUCCCCAGUCAGGUUCCUGCGAGUGCUGGGGGUUUGAACAAAACGAAUUGGGAGCUAGAGGUUCGCAAACGAUAUGCGCAACCGCUGGCUGCGGACACGGGCGAAUUUCCCGAUGCCGAGUCGAUCUUCGCUCGAAUGGUCCCAAUGUGCUACGAAGAGUCCCUGCCAGGUGGCGCCAGUCUACCAUGUGCAGAAUUCAUGGCGAUCGCCACGGAGACCUUCGUCAAGGACGUCUUGUCUGCGGUGUUCUCGCGCACGCGCUGCAAUGGCCCCUCGGGAACCAUUAACGGUAUGAUGAAGCGCAAUUACCGGCAGCAACUAGAGCGUGAAGAACUCGCAUUCACGCGAGGUGAGAUCGCCAAAGACACGGCGACCGGUCUACUCCCAGUUGAGGCGAAAGAAGCCGCGACACGUCGCUCGCUUGGUGUCAGAGAUCUCCGGCUCACACUUGAGCUCAGCCGCGGCGUCCUCGGUCAUAUGCCCCUCGUGAUCAACCAGGUCAUGGGUGGGUACUUCGAAGACGAGCUCGAUACGAGCAAACAAGAUCGUCUUGGAAACGGCGCCAGUGCCUCUCACGAGCCCAAGCCUGAGAAGCCCGAUGACGACGAAAUGGACCUGGACGACGACGAAGAUGACGAACUUUCCGACUGGGAAGGAGGCGCUGCUUGGGACCGCGAGCAAUUGGGUAGCUUGCUCGACGAUUGUUUGUCCAUGGCUGCUUGA
Penicillium diatomitis is the source of this 1269-nucleotide messenger RNA. RefSeq names its product TADA1 family protein. The record is from RefSeq and is a predicted model, not a curated record. Lineage: Eukaryota; Fungi; Ascomycota; Eurotiomycetes; Eurotiales; Aspergillaceae. The transcript has 4 exons. Gene Ontology annotation, cellular component: SAGA complex. Gene Ontology annotation, molecular function: transcription coactivator activity. Gene Ontology annotation, biological process: regulation of transcription by RNA polymerase II. The coding region runs from base 1 to 1269 and encodes 422 amino acids.